Sclerotinia borealis F-4128 is the source of this 507-nucleotide messenger RNA. The record is from the annotation of a GenBank genome assembly. NCBI's taxonomy places the organism in Eukaryota, Fungi, Ascomycota, Leotiomycetes, Helotiales, Sclerotiniaceae.
AUGUACACCCCAACCCUCCUCACGUUCGCCCUCCUCGCCCUCUCCAACCUCACCUCCGUAUCCGCCACCCCACCCGCCUGUCUGCUCGCAGCAAUCAACGUGCAAACCAACCCUUCCGAUCUUAAAUCUCUCUGCGGCACCCUCGAAAAUGCUGUUGUGGGAAAUGUUACUGAGAAAUGUAUGGGGGGUGCUUAUCAGGAGGCGGUGAAAGCUUAUGAAGCAACUUGUUUGGAGGAAGCGGGGGUUACUAUUUCAAUUACAUCCUCAUCCUCCUCCGCAUCAACCACAAAGACAGGCGCGGCAUCCGGCUCAAUCACCGCGACAGCAAGUGGUAGCGGAGCGAAAAUCACCGGAAGCGGAAGCGCAACUGGAACGAGUGGAUCGACUGUGAGCGCAACAGGAAGUGCAUCUAGUGCGAGUGGAACUACGGCUGAAGGUGGUGCUGGAACCUUGAUUAUUCCGGGAUUGUUGGGCUUGGUUGGAUUGGUGGGUGCGGUUUUGUUGUAG